Caenorhabditis remanei is the source of this 1428-nucleotide messenger RNA. RefSeq lists its product as uncharacterized. NCBI's taxonomy places the organism in Eukaryota, Metazoa, Nematoda, Chromadorea, Rhabditida, Rhabditidae. The coding region runs from base 1 to 1428 and encodes 475 amino acids. The transcript is spliced from 10 exons. Gene Ontology annotation, molecular function: G protein-coupled olfactory receptor activity. The record is from RefSeq and is a predicted model, not a curated record. Gene Ontology annotation, biological process: olfactory behavior; G protein-coupled receptor signaling pathway.
AUGCUUGCCGACGUAAAAAAUCGUCACUUAACACCCUGGAUAGCCGAGCUGUUUAUAGAUCUACUCACUAGCUGUAUCGCUGUCACAGUUUAUAGCAUUGGUAUUCAUUUCAUUUAUAGAUUACUGGCUUUGGAACGGCAAGGACGUCUUAAAUAUUUCAAUGAUCAGUUCCUCUUGGUCUGGUUCAGCAUUCCACUUCUUGCCGGGGCGAUUUGGUUUGCUGUCACAAGAUUCGUGUUUGGAAUGAAUCCGUUGACUACGAACUAUAUAAGAAAUACUGUCGAAGAGUUCUUCAAUCUGAAAAUGGAAGACUGUGUCUAUGGGGCCGCUGUUUUCUAUCCAAUAGAUGAGAAUGGACACCAGUUUGUCAGCUGGAAAGCAUUCUUCGGAUUGGCCUGCUAUAUGACUCUUCUCACUAUUCCAUUUGUGACAAUUCUGGUUUGUGGAGUGAAGAGUUUCAAGAAAGUCAGAAGUCUCUUGGAUCAUGGAGAAUCAGAAUUCGCUAGGAAUCUUCAGAUGCAAUUGUACAAAGCUUUGAUUGCCCAGACGGUCAUCCCUGUAUUUUUCUUUUUCAUUCCCUUUGGAUUCAUAUUUAUUCUCCCGAUAUUUGAAGUUGAUUGUCAUUUCUUAGGUGCUCCCAUCACGUUGGUAUUCGCAAUGUAUCCGGCGAUUGACCCAUUACCAACUCUGUUCUUUGUCGACUAUUAUCGGAAUGCUAUUUUUGGACUACUUUGUGGAUGUUAUGGUGUCACAGUUUGUAGUAUUGCUAUUCAUUUCAUUUAUAGAUUGCUGGCUUUAGAAAGCAUUCCACUUCUUGCCGGGGCGAUUUGGUUUGCUGUCACAAUAUUCGUGUUUGGAAUGAAUCCGUUGACUACAAACUAUAUAAGAAAUACUGUCGAAGAGUUCUUCAAUCUGAAAAUGGAAGACUGUGUCUAUGGGGCCGCUGUUUUCUAUCCAAUAGAUGAGAAUGGACACCAGUUUGUCAGCUGGAAAGCAUUCUUCGGAUUGGCCUGCUAUAUGACUCUUCUCACGAUUCCAUUUGUCACAAUUCUGGUUUGUGGAGUGAAGAGUUUCAAGAAAGUCAGAAGCCUCUUGGACCAUGGAGAAUCAGAAUUCGCUAGGAAUCUCCAGAUGCAAUUGUACAAGGCGCUCAUCGCACAGACGGUGAUCCCCAUAUUUUUCGUUUUCAUCUCCUUUGGAUUCAUAUUUACCCUACCGAUAUUUGAAAUUGAUUGUCAAUUCUUGGGUGCUCCAAUCACGUUGGUAAUUGCGAUGUAUCCGGUGGUUGACCCAUUACCAACCCUGUUCUUCGUCGAUUACUAUCGGAAUGCUAUAUUUGAAGUCUUCCAUGUAUGCAGGUGUAAGACAGCAAGGAUAGAAGGAGCAUCAGUUGAAUCGAUGUCAAGGGGUUAUCCGAAUACUGUUUGA